Messenger RNA from Capronia coronata CBS 617.96, 477 nucleotides. RefSeq lists its product as uncharacterized. Gene Ontology annotation, molecular function: bis(5'-adenosyl)-pentaphosphatase activity; endopolyphosphatase activity; bis(5'-adenosyl)-hexaphosphatase activity. The record is from RefSeq and is a predicted model, not a curated record. Lineage: Eukaryota; Fungi; Ascomycota; Eurotiomycetes; Chaetothyriales; Herpotrichiellaceae. The transcript has 2 exons. Bases 1 to 477 code for a protein of 158 amino acids. Gene Ontology annotation, biological process: adenosine 5'-(hexahydrogen pentaphosphate) catabolic process; diphosphoinositol polyphosphate metabolic process; diadenosine pentaphosphate catabolic process. Gene Ontology annotation, cellular component: nucleus; cytoplasm.
AUGGCCAAGGAGUUGUCUAUGACCUCUCGCGUCGGAUCUGACAAUCAACGUUAUGGUCCCAAAGGCGAGAGGCUCGUGGCCGGAGUCGUCCCAUUGUCAGCGGACAAAACUCGGGUCCUCCUCAUUCAGUCUACCCAUCGCAACGGAUGGGUGCUUCCCAAAGGCGGAUGGGAACUGGACGAAGCAACAGCGUCGGCGGCUGCUUGUCGCGAGGCUUGGGAAGAAGCCGGCAUCAUCUGCCAGGUGGAGAAGGAUCUCGGACACAUUCCUGAUACAAGACCAACGACUGCUGUGACCAAGAACGCCCCCAAAGCGAGUUACCAUUUCUUCGAAGCUACGGUGACCGAAGAGAGGACUGAGUGGCCCGAGAAACACAAGAGAACUAGACAGUGGUACGCCUAUGCCCAAGCGGCCCAGCUUUUGAAUUCACGGCCGGAGUUGUUGGAGGCUUUGAGAAGGAGUUCGGUGAAAAAAUAA